Megalopta genalis is the source of this 10927-nucleotide messenger RNA. Lineage: Eukaryota; Metazoa; Arthropoda; Insecta; Hymenoptera; Halictidae. The record is from RefSeq and is a predicted model, not a curated record.
CAAAUUCAAACGAAAGCUGGUCAGGAUGUCUCCUCAAACGACAGUUACAAUUUCGACUAGAAAAUUAUAGAAAGUUUUGAGUAUUAUUAAUGACCACGUAACGUGAAUGAUAAGAAUAAAUAAAUAUUAAGGUAUAUGUUGUCGUACAAUUCGAUUUUAGUUCAUUAUUUGUAAAUAUGUCGGAUAGCAUAAAAGUUGCGAUUAAAGUAAGACCUUUGAUCAAACGUGAGAAAGAUGACAAUUUGCCGAUACAAUGGGUAGUUCACGGAAACUCUAUUGUGUCGACCGACACAGAGCUAAAGAAGCGUGGUGAUGGCGGAUUCUGUUUCGAUCAUAUUUUUGAUGUAAAUGCAUCGAAUUCAGAUGUAUUCGACAGUGUAGUAAAGCCUAUUGUCGAUGCUGCCGUAAAUGGUUUCAAUGGAACUGUGUUUGCUUAUGGGCAAACAAGUUCUGGGAAAACAUACACUAUGAUGGGUACGUUAAAUGAACCUGGAAUUAUACCAUUAGCCAUUGAACACAUGUUUGAUGCUAUAACUAACUCAGCUGGCCGUGAAUUCUUAUUGAGAGUAUCAUAUUUAGAAAUAUACAAAGAAAAAGUCAAUGAUUUAUUAAAUAGAACCGGCACUGACUUGAAGUUGAAGGAAGACAGUAGUGGCCAAGUAAUCUUGCAGUGCAAAGAAGAAAUCACCAACUGUCCAGAGAAUAUGUUAUCUAUAAUGAAAAAGGGUGACAAGAAUAGGAGAACAGGAGAGACCAAUAUGAAUGAGCGUAGCAGUAGAAGUCACACUAUAUUUAGAAUCACUAUUGAAAGUAGAGAGGUUGGAGGAGAUUCAGAUAGUGCGAUUCAAGUGUCGCAGUUGAAUUUGGUGGAUCUUGCUGGAUCCGAGAGAGCACGGCAGACAGGAGCGACUGGUGAGAGGUUUAAGGAAGGGUUGCACAUCAAUUUGUCUUUGUCAACAUUGGGACUAGUGAUCAUGCAGUUGAGCGAAUGUCAGGAUGGUCAGAAAUAUAUAAACUUUCGUGACAGUAAAUUAACCAGAUUAUUGCAGAAUUCUUUAGGUGGCAAUGCUAUGACAGCGAUAAUCUGUGCUGUGACUCCUGCCGCCGUGGACGAAACUCAAUGCACUUUGUCGUUCGCGUGUCGUGCAAAAAGCGUGAGAAACAAGCCACACAUCAACGAGGUGAUGUCUGACGCAGCACUCCUGAAACGUUACGCGAAACAGAUCUCGAAACUUCAAAUGGAAUUGGAGAAAAUUAAAACGGAGAACCGGGCCGCGGAAGUCGAGAAAAUGGAGUCGAAAUUACAAGAGAAGGAACGUGUUAAUCAGAUGUUGGAAGAGCGUAUAGGACUGCUUAAGACCCGAAUCGUCUCCGGAGAUAUCACCGGUGACGGCUCGUUCAAGUGCAAGUCAAAAAGAAGACAGACCUGGGGUGGUCCAGGAAUGUUCAAACAUGUGGAAACUUUUCAGCCGAAGUCAGGCUUACCGACGAUAAAAGAGGUAUCUCGCGAAAAGUCUUGUAGGAAAAGCAUUAUUCAAUCCGAUGACAUCGAUCUGAUGAACCAGACUUUUCAAACGGCUUUCACCGACUUCGAGCUGGAAUUAUUCAAGAGCGAAAUCGAUCGAGAAGACGAGGAGAAUGGUAGUGACAGCGAUGACGAACCGUUUAUCACAAAACGCGUUACUUUCAGAGACGAUGUCUACACCAUUAAAUCGAAGGAUAGCAUUAUACCAGAGAAAAUCAGUAUAUCGCCGGAGAAAUGCAAUAGUGCAACCCAAACUGUUAGCUGCCAGGCGUCUCCUUCGACACCGAAGCAGGUUUUGCGGUGCCGCAUUAAUUAUUUGACCAAUGAGUUUACAGAGCUCCGCGAAUUCACAACUCUGGAGAAGCAGCUGUUAGGAGCUGGUGAUGGGCCCAAAAAAUAUACUCCAGAGGUGAAGAAGCUGCUAGGAAGUUUGAAUCUCACGGAAGAGACAAACGUAAACCGCGUAAUCGCUGAAUUAUGUAAGAAACUUGACAAACUUGAGCAAGAAAGUAUUCUGGAGAAAGAGGCGAGUCGGAAAACAAUGAAACGGUUUUCGGAGAUGGAGAUGCAAAUGAAAAACAUCAUUUCUGAAAGAGACGAAUUUCAGUAUAUGAGCGGUGAGUUGCGCGUGGAACUGAGAAAGAGAACUGCAGAAUUGGAACUGAAGAAUAUGUCCGAGGAAAGCGGGAAGGAGGAGGAACUGAAGAAAAUUUUGGAACUGGAGAGAAAGCUCAAAGAUGUUACUCUGCAGAACACUGAGUUACGCGCUGAAUCGACGAAAAUGAUUAAGAAGUUAGAAGAACAGGAAACGAUUGAUAAACUUUCUAUGUUGAAGGAGAAAGUUGAAAGUAUAACAUCGGAGAGAAAUGAACUGAAAGAGAAGAUGCAAAUGGAGCAGGCGGAAUAUCAGAAGAUGAUGGAAAAGGUGAACGAUUUGACAUAUCAAGUUGAAGAUGCAACAAAUCAAAAUGGUGAAUUCGAACGCAUCAAUGCCGAAUUAAGACAAAAUAUUUCCGAUUUGGAAACCAAAGCGGUGGAACAGAUGAAAGCAAUAUCGGAAUUGGAAAGUAAAGUCGGAAACUUAGCGUCCGAGAAAGGGGAACUACAUCGUAUUAUUGCUGAGAAAGACGAAGAGAGUUCGAAGCUGGAAUCGAUUGCGAAGGAAAGGAACCGUGCGAUAGAAAUUAUAAAUCUAGAGAAGAAGGAGCUUGAACACGUCAAUUCGCAAUUGCUUGAUAAGCUGAAUAAAUUAACUAUGUCAAAGUUGGAGUUGAAAGACAAUGAUAAUAUCAUCCACGAUAAUGGCAAUUUGACUAUGAAUGAGACGAUAAGGGACAACACGGAUAAUCAAUCUUUUCUAUCCUAUUCGAAACAGUUCAACGACAGUACCUUCGACACAUCGGCGUUGAUGUUGAGCAUGGAGGUGGAGAAAAGUCAGCUGGAACAGACUUUACACUUGAAAAAUCGAGAAUUGGAUGAGAUUAAAUGCGACGUUCACAGUUUGAAACAGGAUAUAGAGUCUCUGCAGAAGACUAUCUAUCUGCUGACAACCGAGAACAUGGAGAUGGCUAAUAAAUUGACCGCUGAGCACGAGAACGCGAAACAGGCGGAGAUGAAUCUUCAGGGGACGAUCGACGAGUUGUACAUUCGCAUUUCCGAAGUGACGAACGAGAAGAUCAUUUUGGAGAGCAAUCUGGCAUCUCUGAACGGUCAACUGGAGUUGAUGCGUACUAGAGACGCGUCGCCGAAAAUCGUUAGCAACGAGGAUGACAUGUUCGCGUCGUACAUGACUAAAAUCGACAAGCUGACGGCCGAGAACAUCGAGCUAUCUGCUACGAUCGCCGAAAGGAAUAGAGAGGUGGAGAGUAUCAAGGAAAGCAAGUCACUUCUGUUCGAUCACGAGUGCAUGCACAAGGAGAAGGCAGCUGCUCUCGCGGAAAGGAAUGAAUGUUUGCAGGCGGAGAACGGCGAGCUCUCUACAGACUUGAUGGAUAAAAUUGAAGAAAUCGACGAGCUGAAGGAAAAGUGCGAGAUACUGGAGAAGAAGAUGGAGCAAUCCUUGAAAUCUGUCGAGUCUGAUGACACCACGAAAGAUCUACAAUCGGAGAACAGUCUGUUGAAAGCGGAAAUUAUAGAACUAAAGAUGAAGAUGACAACACUGUCCGAAGAGAACACAAAGUUCUCGAACAACCUACUGCAGACCAUCGAGGAGCUCGACAGUUCUCGCAACGAGAAGAUGCUCGGCGACAGUGCGGAAAGUACCUGCAAGGAACAUAUUCAGGGAGAUGAUCACGAGACUCUGACAAGCGCCAACGAGGUUGUAAUGUUGCAGGAGAAGGUCAGCAGAUUGACUUGUUUGAACAAAAAACUGAGCGACUUGAAGUUAACAUCUUGCAAUCAAUGCACCUAUCUGAAGAACUUGAGCGAGAGUCGAAGAGCUCUGAAACUGGAGGCCAAAUCGCAGAACCAAAAGUUCGAAGAUCUCCAGAGGAAGUUCGCCCGGAAGUGCGAGGACGUCGAGAUUCUGAAGAACAAGAUCAAUCAGAAACUGAACGCAAGCGACCGCGAACUGUCCCCAAACGUCAGUUACGUCGACGAUAUGGACGUGAGCCUUGUCGAAGAGAGGAUCCACACCUUGAACGACGAGCUUCAGACGUUGAAGACAGACCAUGGUAAGUUGACUGGCCUAUACGAGGACAAGUGCAACGAGCUUCAACAAUUGCACAGUGAACUGAGUAUUGACGAAGAGUUGACCUCCAACUUUAUACCGAAGAAACGUUCUGAGAAGAACAGCUGCAGAGUGGCUCAGAUUCAGACUCACAUCGACCAACUGAUGGCUGACAUAAAUGACAUGAGGAAGAACAGUAUGCACUUUGCUGCUACACUGAACCAGGUCAGAGGUGAGAAGGCGAGCUUGUUGAACAAGAUCGAUGGCUUGAGAACCAGCAACGAGGAGCUGAAACAGAAGCUGUUCAUGUACGAGAACAUCGCAACAGGGAACGUACAGGUUCUGGAGAGCGAGCUGACCAACAUGAGCAAGGAAGUCGAGCAGUUCUUCGCUCGGGAGAGGAUGCUUGAGAGUCAGAGAUUGACUUUGGAGAUGGAGCUCGAGGAGUUGAAGGUUGACCGGGACAAUAAGUGCGCGUUGAUCGAAACCUUGAAGAACGACUUGCUGACUGCAAACAUCAAUGACAACAAGUACAAGGAAGAGCUGAAGUUAUUGAAAAAGCAGCGCGAAGAGUUGGAGCAGCGACAAAACAAUCUGUGUGAAGAGCUUCAAGAGAAAGGCGUUCACGUGGAACAGCUCUACCGUCAGAGCGAGCAAGAGAAGCUGGCCUUGAUGGAGACGCUGCGAACGGUUGAGGGCGAGCUGCACAACCUAACGAACAACUUAGAAACGAGAUACAAGAGCGAGUUCGACUCGAUGUCCAUGCAGUACCAGCACCGAAUCGAAGAAUUCGAGAACAAUCUUCGAUUGUUGAAUGGUACGUUGAACAAAUACGUCGAUGAAAAUCUAAACUUGAAGCAGGAGCUGGACAAGCUUAAAAGCAUCGAGGAGAGUAGUUCUUGCAAGGAAAAGACUCUCAUUGCCGACAUCGAGAGGCUGAACGAGGAAUUGAACGACAUCAGGCUGUGCAUGAUGAAGGAGUUGAGAUCUCUCAAGUGUAGCAUCAACUCUGCGGAGAUCUCCAAACAAUCCGUGAACGAGAUCUUCCUGAUCCUGGUGCAGACUCUGGUCUCGAAGGAGCAGGAGAUGAUCAAGACAAUGCGGCAGACGUAUGAGGAGGAGAAACGGCAAUUGGAGGACAAGAUAAAGCAGAGCGCAGAUUCUGAGAAGCGCGCGACAACCUGGACGAAGGAACUGGAGGGCGAGAUCGAGAAGUUGCAGGCGGAGCUAACUGAACGGGAGCACAGCCAAAAAGGAUACGAGAACAAAAUCACUCAGUUGGACCAUCUGCUUAGCGAGUGUUACCGUGAGAACGAGGUUCUCAGAGAAAACAUGAAAACGCUCGAGGUAGACCUGCACAAUCUGCAGACAGAGUACGAGAAGUUGUACAAGACCGACAGCAAGCAAGAGGAAGCGAUCUUCGAGGCUCAGAAAAGGGAGAAAGAGGUAAAAGAAAUACUCAAGAGCAAAGAGCUGGAAUUUCAGUCGAAGCUCAAGGCUGAAACCGAGAUGUAUGAGAAGAAAAUCAACGAACUCUCUCGCACCCUGGACUGUUACAAGUUAAAGAACCUGGAGAUGAGCAGCGUCGUGGAGGGACUUGAGGUCAACGAGAAGAAGCUGAAGAACAUCAUCGAAACGAACACGGUCCAGAUCAAGAAGAACGAUCAGAAGAUCAAGACAAUAGAAGCGGAACUCGAACAGCUCACGGAGGCUUACAACGAAACGAGUCAACAGUUGGAGCAAAAGUCUCUGCACAUAGAAGACAUUUCGGCGAUAUUAAGGAGUAAAUGCGACUUGCUGACCGAGUAUAGGACUAAGUUUGAGGCUAUCUUGCCGGAGUGCAAGAUGUUGAAAGACCAUGUCAGCGAUCAGAAAGCAAUCAUAGAGCGAUACAGGCAGGAAGUCGAGGAGUUGAAGACGGAGAGGGAGGAGCAACUCAAAACGAUCAAGGAAAAACUCAAGGCGGAGGAGAUCAAGAACGCCGGGCUGAGCAAUCAGUUGAACAGCAGAAACGUCGCUAUGACAGAAGAACUGAAUGAGCUGAAAGAGAAGUACGAGGAACUCCAACUGGAGAAUGCUAAGUUGGAACAGAAGAUCAUCAGCAACAUCAGAGCAGAGGCGGAAAUAGAGGAGUUGAAGGAGAUGAACAAGAGACUGCAGAGUAGUUUGGAGGGCGCAAGCAACCGCGUGGCGGAGCUCCAAGAAGUCAGGAACCAGACUCUGACGCAGUUGAUUGAUAUCAAGGCCAUGUAUGAUACGCUGUUGCAGGAAAAUACCAAGAUCAAGGCGGCUCUAUCCUCAUACGAGACCAAGUACGACGCUUUAAAUACGUCAACGCAUGAAAGCAAAUUUAACGAGCUUCUGCUCGAAAAGAAUACCAUUGCUCUUGAGCUAGAGUACAAGAAGCUGCAGCUGACUCAACAGGAGAAGGAGAUCAACGAGUACGUCAGCCAGGUGCAAGAGCUUCGGGACAAGAACAAGGAACUGGACGAGGAGCUGGAGGAAUACGCGGUAAUCAUCCAGGAGCGAAGCGUCGAGAUCUCCGAGCUCGAAAGCAAGUUGCAUUCCCGUUUUACCGAGAACAAUCGAAUUGUAGAGCUAGAGGAAAAGCUGCACAGCUUGAACGAGGAGAACAGAAAGCUUCGUGACCAGGUCGACGCCUUGAAGAUGAGGCUGCAAAUGGACAUGGAGGAGAUGUCAAGCGAUGACGAUGUCAAGACGCGACAGAACAAAAACGUGCUUCGGAUGUUGAAGAGGGAGAAUCUUGACUUGCAAAGCAAGCUGAACAGCUCAAAGAAGCAAAUGGAAGCGAAACCAAGCAGCAGCGAAGCGAACAUUUCAGUACAGAACACAUCGAUAAUAGAUCAGUCCAAAGAUUCUAGCAAGAAGGUGCUUAAUGACUUGGAAGACGCACAGAUCCGGCUUACAAAACUUCACGAUGAAAAGUGCGAAAUUAUGAAAGCGUUAACGAACUCGAGGCGGCAAUGCGACAACCUGUCCAAGGAGAACCUCGAGAUGAAGAACAUACUGCAAUUAUACAAAAACAAACUAGAUCAACCACACUCGGAUGCGAGGGUGAACGAGAAACUAGGAGACUCGAUUUACGAUGAGAACAAGAUCGCUAGCGAACUAGAGAGUCGAACAUCCGAACUGAACCAAAUGGAAUGCGCCAACAAAAUACGAGAUUUGACGUCUAAAAACAAAAAUCUGGAUAUCGAGCUUAGAAAAUGUGCCUCGAUCAUCCACGAAAGGGACAUCGAGAUCUUGAAACUGAGAGAGAUAGUGAAGAUUUUAAGGGAAGAGCAUAAUAAGCUGAAAAGCGAGAUCGGAGAGUUUCAAAAUCGGUCCAGAAGCAACAAGAGCAUCAAAAACUGUAUCGAAGAGUUUGAUUAUCGAUUGUGGAACAAGACCAGCACAGAUAACGAAAGCGUGAAGAAGCAAUUGCAAAAUAACAUCGCCGAAGAGAACGACAAAUCAAAGGAGCUUAAGAAAAAGAUUCAUGACCUGGAGCUGCAACUGGUGUCGAAAAAUGGGCAACUGGCUGCGUUGGAAAUUCAAAUACAAUCCGAAAGUUUUCCAUAUCAGAGGAAGUGUAAGGAAUUGAAGGAGCAAUUGCUUGCCUUCCGCAAUAAGAACACAGAAUUGAGUUUGGAAAUUCAGAAGCUUCGAAAAGCUGUGAACGAUGUGAACUCAUGGGAAUGCGAUGUCUGCAGACGUUGGCGCGUAAACAGAAAAGAUCAGGGUUGCCAGACAAUACCGGUGAAGACAAUACGUUUCUGCAGUACUAACAGUGGUGUUGUAGAGAACUUCGAAUAUUUGUUUGUACAGGAUCACGUAAAAAUCGAGAAAAUUGAAAAAAUUGAGAAAGAGAAGAGAAUGUUGAAAGAGUUAUGCCGCUCUCGGAACCGUCAUAUCAAAGAAUUAGAAAUGGAGAUAAAUAGGUUGAAAGAAUUGAUAAAGAUGUGGACAAUGUCAUUAUUCAAUAAACCGAAGAGGAAUAUUCGUCGUCGACAUUUCAACGACGAUGACGAAGAUAAUGAAAACAGGAUGGAAGUGGAAGACGCGCAGCCAGUCAAAUCUAAGGCAAAGAAGAAGGAUAUGCCGAAGCAGACGCUCCUUAGUUUUGGAGAGGAGCUGGAAGAAGUUAAAGUGAAGAAAUCAUCAAGGAGCAAAAAAUUGAUGAAACAGCUAGAUCACGAGAGGAGAAAAAAGAAAGGUGAAGAGAAAAUGCAAGUGGACUCUGAGCAAGCAAACAUGUCCAUUAAACAGGAAAAAGAUUUAGAAAUAAAGACAGAUGAUCUAGUAGUAAAAAUAAAAAAUACAGGACCUUUAAUUUUAAAUGGACGAGCUGCAUUGGCAGCUGGAAAAGAUGAUUACAUGUCUGAUGAAGAAGAUGACGAAUCACAUAAAUUUAGAAGAAAUACAGAUAAAGCUGAUACAAUGAAAAUUCUUCUGGAAAGUGGAUGUAUACCUGAUGCAGCAAUGAUUCAUGCAGCUAGGAAGUGUCGACAAAAGGCAAGAGAGUUGGGAGCUGAUUACAUUCCUAUAGAAGAGCAAAGUGAUGAUAAAGGGAAAUCGAGACUUAUUAGAGAAGAAGAUCAUGACAGAAGUGACGAUGAUGAUUCUCAAGAUCGAAUUGAUAUGACUGUUAAUACUGAAGCUCGUGAUAAAGAAAAAAGAAGAGAAGCAUUUCUUGCAUCACAAGUACCAAUAAAACUUUCAGACGACGAAAGCGAACACGAAAAUGAAGAAGAAGAAUGGGAAGCUCAGCAAAUAAGGAAAGGUGUGACAGGUGCACAGAUUGCAGCAGUUCAACAGGAUUCUAUGAUGCAGCAGCAAUUCACACUAGGUAUGAAUGUAAAUCAAAUAAUUGGAAGUGGGGUACCUUUAGAAAUGGUAAUGAUGCCAGCUCCACCACCCCCGCCAACAAUACAACCACCAGAUCCAACAAAAAUAGUACCAGUUACUCCUCAGGAAGUUGUCAAUAAGAUACGUGCAAGAUUGGACAGUCUAAAAGAAGUACACCGACGUCAUCAAUUAGAUCAGGAUCGUUUAGAGCAAGAAUUAGGACAAACUAUGAAAGAACUGGACGAUGGCGAAAUUCGCGCACCGCAGCUUGCACAGCGCUUCAGAUAUUACCAAGAGUUGCGUGGGUAUGUCACUGACUUGGUAGAGUGUCUUGAUGAGAAGCUGCCUCUGGUUGUUGGAUUGGAGCAACGUUGGUUAGAUCUUUAUAGCGAGCGUGCGACUGAACUAAUGGAGAGAAGACGGCAGGAUACAAGAGAUCAAGCAGAAGAAAUUACAACAGCUGCAAGAGGUCAGCCUAUACGAAGGGGGCCAGAAGUUGAAGCUCGUAUUCGUCGAGCAACGGAAAGAGAAGGCAGAAGAGCUCGUCGAAGAAGAGCUAGAGAACUAGCUCCUACAUUACCAAAACAUAUUGACGGAAUGUCUAGUGACGAUGAAGUCACAGAACAGCAAAAUCUUGCUUUUAAACAAACAAAAGAUGAAAUUGAUAAUGAAAGCAAAGAAAUUUUCUUUGAUGUAAUGGAUGAGUACUGCACCUUAAGGGGAAUAUUAUCGAAGCUGGAAUCUUGGAGAGAAACAGACAGAGAUGCUUAUAUGGAGGCGUAUGUUUCCUUAUGUAUACCGAAAAUCAUAUCCCCUAUCAUUAGAUUGCAACUGCUCACAUGGAAUCCAAUUAUGGAGAGCGCUGAUAUAGAAAGAACAAAAUGGUAUAACACACUCUUGUUAUAUGCAUUAGAUAAUAAAGAAACUGAAGAAUCGCUCAAAAGGGAUCCAGAUAUUAGAUUAGUACCAUCUACGGUGGAAAAAAUUGUCUUACCUAGAUUAACAUCUAUAGUCGAAAAAAUAUGGGAUCCAAUGUCAACAUCACAAACAUUAAGACUCGUAGGCACAGUGAAUCGUCUUAUUAGAGACUAUCCUAAUUUAAACGAUACAAGUAAACAAUUAGAGACACUAUUCAAUGCCAUAUUAGAAAAAAUAAAAGCCGCAGUUGAGAACGAUGUUUUCAUACCAAUUUUUCCGAAACAAGUUUUGGAUACUAAACAUCAAUUUUUUCAAAGGCAAUUUUCAAUGGCUGUCAAACUUUUGAGAAAUUUAUUAAGUUGGCAGGGUCUUCUUGGCGAUACACAAUUAAAAAAUUUGGCACUUGGUUCAUUGUUAAAUAGAUAUCUUUUAGCCGGUUUGAGAGUUUCUGUUCCAACUGAUGCUUUAUUUAAGGCAAACAUGGUAAUGAGUACAUUGCCCCGUGCAUGGUUGCAAGGUGAAACAAUAGAACAUUUGAGAAUGUUUGCUACACUUAUUCAACAGCUUAGCGAACAAUUGGAUCAAGCGAAUCCAGCGCAUAAUGAAGCCUGGGAAUACUCGAAGUCCAUCCUGAAAAUAAUCAAGCCUUUGUAAUGUAUUAAUCAUGUACGCAUUUCUUGAUAAAUUUAUGAUACCUUUAUUUUACGAUAUUCAUCAAUACGCCUACCUAUAGUUUUGUAUGCACCUGAAAAGAUCUUGUACAUGGCGAAUUGUAGUACAAUUAAUUGUGUAAUAUAUAAAAAUGUAAUUUUGUAUAGAAAUAAAUUAAGUAAGAUUCUGAUAAUAGUAUACUUUCCAACAACUGUAAAUAAAAAAGAAAAGUAUAUGAAAAUAAACAUGUAAAUAUUAGACUGUUCAGCGUUUCUAUUUAUAUCUAGAAAAAAUAAAUUUAAUAAUUUUGUAAUGAA